AUGCAAGGCGAGUAUACCUACCAUAGGAAACUUCACAACGCUCCUAUGCGCUAUUACUAUAGCAAUUACAGGAAGGGAGUAAAGGAUCCUGAUGAAAAGUCUGUACCCAAGUUUAAAAGGUUUCCGAUCGACUCGCAUACUACUUCAUGUUUCGGAGACGUUCUCAAUGGAUGGCACCCACCAACUUCCGAUCAACCGUGGCUCAUGCUAACGAUGCCCGAGGUCGGAGCACUAGCGGAAAGUGCAAACAAGGUCAACAUCUACGGUUCAUUAAUGAUGGAAACUGAACUCAAAGUUCAUUUCUUUACUGACCCACCCUACGGAAUAAACAAUGGACAGCGGACAAUUGAUCUUGAAGACCUGGUCUUUGACGUGGGCAACCACACCAUAACAACUCUAACUAAUUUACGAAAAUGA
Messenger RNA from Rodentolepis nana, 417 nucleotides. The record is from the annotation of a GenBank genome assembly. NCBI's taxonomy places the organism in Eukaryota, Metazoa, Platyhelminthes, Cestoda, Cyclophyllidea, Hymenolepididae.